Molecule: messenger RNA, 1980 nt
Organism: Seminavis robusta
Lineage: Eukaryota; Bacillariophyta; Bacillariophyceae; Naviculales; Naviculaceae
Source: the annotation of a GenBank genome assembly
AUGGUGGUGGAGAGGUUGCGACAGUUGCAUACACAGCUGGCAGAUGAGAAUGCAAAUCCUGUUGUCGUGUGGGAGGUGCUAGAUUUCUUACGACGCAAUCCUCGGUUGGUAUACCAAGAAUACGACGUUGGUGGUGGAUCCUUCACUACGCUGCAUUUGUUCUUCAAGAUGGGAGUGGGGCUCGACUCAAUCCAAAAGCUGCUGCAGAUAUGUCCCAACGAAACCAAACUCUUUAACAUGAAGGACCACGAUGGAGGCUCGCCCAUUCACAUGGCAUGCCAAUACUCCUCCUAUCCCGUCGUGGAGUAUCUGAUCCAAAAGCCAUCCUUAUCAUCUCACUUCAAAAGGGCGAAGGAGGACGGAAUGACGCCGCGUGGUCUCCUACCGGUACACUGUGCCCUGCUCAAUACUGCACAACCGUUCCCAAAUUCCACCAUCAAGGCAUUGCUGCAGUUCUGUCGCAAAUCGGGCUCCGAGGGUUCUAAACAUUGGUCUGAUGCCUUGUGCUUGGCGUUGAUGACAAAUCAGCCAAGCGACAUUCUUUUCAUGAUAGCAGAUGAAUUUCCUGCAAAAGAAAUCAACCUCAUUGAGACUGACGUUGACGACUUCGAUGCCCUCAUGGUGGGACGGGAUGUGAAGCCAUUGUCAUUGGAGCAAACGAAACCUCUGGCAAGACUCUUUGAAAGAGUGGAAAAGGUCGAGUUUUACUAUUCGCAGGGGUGGGACGCUGACGCCUUCACGUACUUGAUGAAUCAACUUGCCACCAACCAACAUACCACUCACUUGGAUCAUCUCACGCUCCCCAAUCUGGAAGAGAGCUGCUUGAACGAGGCGGAACGAUUGGAUGUCUUGGCGUCCAUGGAACUCUUCCUUUCGAGGAAUACAGCCAUUACCAACUUUGGUAUCAACCUGAACGAGAAAGACGCUGCCAUAUGGCAGCGGUGGUGUGGUGCUCUGGAAACAGGUCUGGCCGGCAAUACUGCCAUGUCAUCGGUCCGAUUCAAUUGCCUCUACACCGAGCACGUGGAUGGCUGGAAUUUAAUGAAACGCUCCGUCCUCUUUUGGGAGACUCCUGAAGUGACAUCAGCAAACGCCAAUAUUUCUCCUGGAAGGAAAAGGCGGUUGUUGAUGGAUGGGUUCGAACUAUCGGACAAGCACUUUGCAGAGCGCCUCCGGUGUGCCCCCGACUGUUUGGAUACACUGGAACUGGAGGAUUGCUCGCCAAUGUGGGAGACCGUGCUGGGAGCCCAGCCAACAUCGGUCGUGGCAGAGUUCGUGGGAGGGGCGAAAGGUCGCUCCUUGACAACUCUCAAGAUCAGGGACUGCCAUUUCGAUGCUCUGCCCAUCUUUGAAGCAAUCAAACUCCAUCCAAACAUGCGUGCAUUCGAGGCCGACUACCAAUCGCUGUUGGAUGCCUUCGAAGAAGAGUACGAUGAGCUAUCGGAGGCAAUCGAGAGAGAAGAACUGGUAUCUGUGUGCUUGGAUAUGAUACAGAAUCACAACACGACUCUGGUUCAGUGCUCGCCUUGGGAUAGUCUAGACUCGCGAAUCAAGUAUCACUUGGAGCUCAACCGGUUUGGACUGGCCAACGUGAGGAAAAACACAGACCGAGUAGACAAACUUGUGGAUACGCUUCUUCCGCUUCAAGAUUCCACUCAGUGGAUCGUGCACAUGGAAAACACGUUGUUUAACACCCCCAACGGAGAAACCUACUCCUCAUUCAUUCGUCAAAAGAAAGGUGAUGCCUUACAAACAAGUCUCCUGUACGGGCUCUUGAGAGAAAACCCUGGACUUUUGUGCCGUUGCACUGGCCGCAGGGAGGAGCAGAAGAAGAGAAAAGAGAGGGGAAAGCAAUGGAAGCAGGAUCCACGCAUGGAGAAGAAAUUGGCAGUUUCGCCCACCACCGCCGGUGCUGGAGAUGCCGCAGGAGAUGCGGCAGUGACCUGUGGUUGCUGGGGGCACCGGAUCACAAUCCACUAG